AUGCAUUUUAGUUUGAAGGUCGGUUUGGAAAUCAAAUAAUAGGAAGCAGAAGAAAAGAAGGAGACUACUUAUAAUAUAGGUUAUACUAUAGUUUCACUAGCAUAGCUUGGAUCUGCUAUUGGAUCAUUGGUCGCUGGACCUUUUGCGGAUAAAUAUGGCAGAAAAAUUACAAUAAUUAUGGCUGAUAUAUUUUUCACUAUAGGAGCUGUCAUAAUGGGAGUAGCACCAACUAUUGCUAUUCUUAUCGUUGGGCGAUUCCUUGUAGGAUUAGGGGUUGGCAUUGCAGCUAUGGUAGUUCCAGUUUAUUUAUCAGAGGCUGCCCCGACUUCAAUUAGAGGGUCCUUAGUUACUUUCAACUGUUUAUUCAUAACUGGAGGAUAAUUUAUUUCAUACCUGAUAUGUAUUGCUCUUGGAAAUAGAUGGAGAUGGAUGCUAGGAUUAGCUGCAACUCCUGCAGUUAUAUAGUUAAUAGGCAUGCUAUUUAUGCCUGAAACACCAGUUUUCUUAUACAAAAAGGGGAAAAAAGAAAUUGCUGAUAAAACUUUAACUAGACUGUAUAAACCCCAAUAUUUGGAACAGAAAAAAAUGGAGGUAUAAAAAGAAGUAUAAUCUGUCCUAAUUGAAAGCAGAGAUCCAUUCUUAACUUAGAUCAAAGCAUUAUUCACAAUAUAUACUAGGUGCAUCGUUCUAGGAGCAGGUCUAUAAUUUUGGUAAUAAUUCUGUGGAAUAAACACUGUCAUGUAUUUUGGACCAGACAUACUACAAAAAUCAGGAUUUGGAGAUGAAAGUGAUCCAUCUUCACUUCUAGUUGCCUCGCUUCCUUUAGCUGGAAUGAAUGCUUUAGGUACCUUGAUUGCUAUCUUUUAUAUUGAUAAGCUCGGAAGAAGGUAUAUAUUAAUCAGAAUGGUUCCUUUUAUUGGAUUCAGCUUAUUGAUUAUUUCACUCGGCCUAGGGCUAAAAGGAUUUGGAGAUGAGUUAGAAAGAGAUGCUGGGAAAUGGGUUUCACUAACAGGAAUUCUGCUGUAUCUUGCAUUCUUUUCCAUCUCUCUUGGAUGCACUCCUUGGACAAUUAAUUCUGAAAUAUAUCCUUUGCAUUUAAGAGGAGCAGGAAAUUCAGUUUCAACAACUACGAAUUGGGUUUCAAAUUACUUAGUCUCAUAGUUUUUCCUUAUUGUGACUAAGACUACUGCUGGUUAGGUUGCUACUUUUAUAGCGAUUGCAUUGUGCUGUGGUUUCGCCUGGAUUUUUAUUUACUAUCUUUGUCCAGAAACAAAGGGAAAACCUAUAGAAUAAAUUGUUGAUGAGUUAUGUCCCCAUGCCAAGAAUAAAAGUGAAGAAAAGUAAGAUUUAAAUAGUGAUCAAGCUCAUACUCAAGAUUGA
Stylonychia lemnae is the source of this 1380-nucleotide messenger RNA. Lineage: Eukaryota; Ciliophora; Spirotrichea; Sporadotrichida; Oxytrichidae. The record is from the annotation of a GenBank genome assembly.